GAUGUCGUUCCCGAUCAUCCACAUAUGCUUAUUUUGAUGUUUUGGCUUGUAAUUAUCGGGUUAUCCAUCGUUUCCAUGCUGUUAACUGUGAUACAAAUCAAAUUCGAAGAAUGUCUUUACAACUUGAUGAUAAGAAUGCAGGAAGAAUACCAAAAAAAUUUGGCUACCGGUACCCCAUUCGAUCAUGAAGAGAUUCGCAAGAAGGCAAUGGAAGACCAACCAUUUUUCAUGAAGUUGUUCGGUCCGGACCUGAUGUCAGAAGAGCAGAAGGAGAAAAUCGAAGAGACGGCGGAGCAAUUUGAAAGAAUAGUACGUCAAACAAACACCAAGAAUAUCCAGACAGAACCACCAACCUUCUUUGUUGCUAGUACACAAAUGGACAAUCUCGCUAAUAGCAUGGCUUGUGAUCCAAUGUCAGAAACCAGCCAUAUAAUCAUGGCAAACGGUGAAACACAAUGGUCCAAACAAUUUCCAUCAUCUAUCCCAGAUGAGAAUACCUCUUUUGCCGACGAUCGUGACUCCAUAUCUGAUGCUACAAGCCUUCCGAUGGAUUCUUUAAGCUAUGCAGCACUCAAACUUACACCUCGAAGUCAGAAAAGAGUUGCAUUCAGCACAACAGGCUCGGAACCCGUCGAUUCUAUUGGAAACGGUUGUCUAGUGAGUCCUAAAGAAGAUGUAGAUGCUGUAGAUGUACAAGCACAAACAGAUAUAGCCCAAUUCCAAAUUGAUGAGAUCAUUUUGCGACUAGCAGCUUUGCAGGCUAAGAGACCAGACACCAAUCACGUCGAAGGAGGAAGUGAGGCUUCCUUCCUAUCAUUUGGAAAACGAAGCAAAAAGAAGAAAGCAGAUAGGGCUGAGGAGAAAAAUGUUCGAGACAUGACGGACAAGGAAAUCCUCACAACAAUGCUGCAAGUGAUGACGCAAGCAGUAGAGACUGAUCCGCUUCCACAGAGAGUGACGAAAGUAAGUUAUUCAUGA
Messenger RNA from Strongylus vulgaris, 978 nucleotides. The record is from the annotation of a GenBank genome assembly. Lineage: Eukaryota; Metazoa; Nematoda; Chromadorea; Rhabditida; Strongylidae.